Molecule: messenger RNA, 7233 nt
Organism: Eublepharis macularius
Lineage: Eukaryota; Metazoa; Chordata; Lepidosauria; Squamata; Eublepharidae
Gene: SASH1
Product: SAM and SH3 domain containing 1
Exons: 20
Coding region: 237-3854 (1205 amino acids)
Molecular function (GO): protein binding
Source: RefSeq, a predicted model, not a curated record
GCAGGUCCUGGAUGCGCCGAGGGCUGAGCGAGGGGAGCAGGAAAAGGGUGGCCGCAGGGCUCCGGAGGUGUCGAUGAGGGAAGGCGACGGCGGCAUGGUGAAGUGGCCGAGGAAGUGGUCUGGCUUGCAAGGGCUGAGCUGCUGGCCGGUGUCGAGGGCUUGAGGAAAGGUUGCCUUCGGGCAGAGGCUGGCUCCAGUGCGCGGAUUCCGUACGUUGAGCUCCGCUUGCUGAGGCAAUGGAGGAGGAACAAGCCGCCGGUGCGGAGCCCCAGGGGGACAGCGCCAUGCCCGAGAGUUUCUCCAGGCUCUGGACCGAUGUCAUGGGGAUCUUGGAUGGAUCAUUGGGCAACAUUGAUGACCUGGCUCAACAAUAUGCAGAUUAUUAUAAUACCUGCUUUACUGAUGUAUGUGAGAGAAUGGAAGAGUUGCGCAAACGGAGAGUUUCACAAGACCUUGAUGUGGAGAAAUGCGAUGCCAGCUCCACAUCUCUACAGCUGCGAUCCCAGAUUGAAGAAUCCCUUGGCUUCAGCAGUGUUGUAUCAACCCCAGAAACAGAAAGAAAGCUCUCUUUUCAUAAAUCAAGUUCCGAAGAAAGCUCUGUAGGUAAAGGAGAUUGGAAAAAGAAGAAUAAGUAUUUCUGGCAAAAUUUCCGAAAGAACCAGAAAGGGCUAAUGAGGCAGUCUUCAAAAGGAGAAGAUGUUGGUUAUGUGGCCAGUGAGAUCACAAUGAGUGAUGAGGAGCGGAUCCAGCUAAUGAUGAUGGUCAAGGAAAAGAUGAUCACUAUUGAGGAAGCACUUGCGAGGCUUAAGGAAUAUGAAGCACAACAUAGGCAGUCAGGCAGCAUGGACUCUUCUGACUGGCCUGAUGGUCCUUACCCAACUCUUGAUGGGUCUUCCAAUUGUAAUUCAAGAGAGCAAUCAGAUGAUGAAUCGGAAGAAUUGGUGAAGUUUAAGAGACUACAUAAAUUGGUCAACUCAACUCGCAGAGUCAGGAAGAAAUUAAUAAGAGUGGAAGAAAUUAAAAAGCCCAGCACUGAAGGUGUAGAAGAGCAUUCAUUUGACAGCUUUCCAGUACCAGAUGACAGAUCGGCACUUUAUUCUGGAGUUCAAAAGAAGCAUGGCUACUUGGAUAGUUCUUCUGAGAAGCAACCAGAUGAUGACUCAGACUCACUCACCACGUCUCCUUCAUCUAGCAGCCUAGACACUUGGGGUACUAACAAGAAGUUGCUCAAGACCUUUAGUAAAUCUGAUAGCCGUGGCCUUAUUAAGCCUCCAAAGAAGCUUGGGACAUUCUUCUCCUACCCAGAAGAGGAAAAAACUCCAAAGGUUUGUCGCUCCUUGACAGAUGGAGAGAUGAAGAAGAACCUUGGCUCUCUGAGCCACGGGAGGACCUGCAGCUUUGGUGGAUUUGACUUGACAAAUCGCUCAUUACACAUUGGAAACAAUUUGGAUCAGAUGGGCAAAGAUGGUGAUUUUGUUUACAAAGAAGUGAUCAAAUCCCCUUCUACUUCCCGCAUAUCCCUUGGCAAAAAGGUGAAAUCUGUAAAAGAAACCAUGAAGAAACGAAUGUCAAAAAAAUAUAGCAGUUCUUUGUCAGAGCAGGACUCCAGCCUGGAUGUAAUGCCAGAAUCCCCUCAGUCACCACAGGCAGAUACUGAAUGUCUGGAUAAACCCAAGCUGAAAGCUGGUGGUUCAGUAGAAAGUUUGAGAAGCUCCCUAAGUGGUCAGAGUUCAAUGAGUGGACAGACAAUAAGCACAACGGAUUCCUCGGCCAGCAACAGAGAGAGUGUCAAGUCUGAAGAUGGUGAUGAUGAAGAACUUCCAUAUAGAGGACCUUUCUGUGGCCGUGCCAGGGUUCACACUGACUUUACCCCCAGCCCAUAUGACACGGACUCCCUGAAGCUCAAGAAGGGUGACAUCAUUGAUAUAAUCAGCAAACCUCCCAUGGGUACCUGGAUGGGACUGCUGAAUAACAAAGUGGGUACCUUCAAAUUCAUCUAUGUUGAUGUGCUAAGUGAAGAUGAAGAAAAGCCAAAAAGGCCGACAAGGAGGCGACGAAAGGGGAAACCACCUCAGCCAAAAUCUGUUGAGGAUCUCCUUGACCGCAUCAAUUUAAAGGAGCACAUGCCCACCUUUCUGUUCAAUGGCUAUGAAGACUUAGAUACCUUCAAGCUUUUGGAGGAAGAAGACUUGGAUGAGCUCAACAUUCGGGACCCUGAGCACAGAGCAGUUCUCUUGACAGCUGUGGAAUUGCUACAGGAAUAUGACAGUAACAGUGACCAAUCAGGAUCUCAGGAGAAACUCCUCCCAGAUGGCCAGGGUGGGUGCUCCCCCCGGGAUUCAGGCUGCUAUGAAAGCAGUGAAAACCUGGAGAAUGCUAAGAGUCGAAAAACUUGUCUCCUGCCUUCAAAAUUACCCAGUGAAUAUAGUUUUAAGGAUUUCCACAGAAAUCCUCUGGUUACUCUUCCUUUGACUAAAUCAAUAGAUGUUCUUCAGCAAAGAGAAAAGAUGCCAUUUAGUUGCAUGCAUCAUGUUAAAAAGAGCUGUCUCAAGUUCCCUGCAAUGACAGCCCUAAAGAAGAAUCGCCGAAGUUUACCAGUUGGCAUCUGUCAGAGCUGUGGGACUCUGGAAGGCAACCAGAACAUGCUUACCUGGCCAAGAUCUCAUUCUUUGGGUGACCUACAGGGAGAAAUUGACUCCAAGAUAGAAGACUCUGUAAAGAAGCUGGAUGGUUUUCCUCAAGGUGCAUUUGAUCUAACAAAAAAAUCAAUUAGCUAUGACGGUAGUGGGCAAGUGGCGGAACAAUUGAUGGCUAAAAAUAAAGAUGGCACUAUUUCUCUUAAGGGAAAAGCAAAGGAACUGCACUUCUCCCCAGCUAUCCCUUCCAGUGGAACACUUCCUCUGUUCCUCUCUCGGAACUGUGAAGUUCGGUCAUCUUCACUUUCAAAUGACAUAACAUGGACAUCCCUUGAAAAUUAUAAAAAAAGUAGUCCUGAUGUUGGAAGGACUGAUCAUUCUCCAGUCCUCAAGGAAAUAACAGAAGCGGGUCAGAAGGGUGUAGGCGAGGCAAGAAUGCAGCCAAAAACCUCUUCACAGCCCCCACCAGUCCCUGCAAAAAAAAGCAAAGAACGCCUUUCUAAUGGACAUUGUCAUCCUCCUUCAGCCCUUUGUAGUACAGAUGUCCCAUCUUUGCCAGCAAAAAAGACUACCCCAUCUAGCCCCACUGAUUCCCAUGUAUUGUCCCUUUCCAAAUCAUCUCCUGAACAGGAGCCUAGUAGCCCUUCAUGUGUACGGCCUCCUUGGUUUUCAGAUCUUCCAGAGACUUCCAGCAUCCAGCAACAUGUCUUAAAAUUUGGUCCUUCUUCAGCAAGGAAAAUCUCCUGUAAUAGAGGACUGGACCUGGAAAUGUUGAUAGAAAACAAAUUGCUAUCUGAAGAUAUUGAUCUCACAGAAGACCCGUAUUCUGACAAGCAUGGUCGCUGUGGGAUUCCUGAAGCUUUGGUGCAAAGAUACUCUGAAGACCUAGAGCAGCCUGAAAAGGAAGUUGCUACAAACAUGGACCAGAUCCGGGUGAAACAGCUGAGGAAGCAGCACCGUAUGGCAAUUCCAAGUGGCGGCCUAACUGAAAUCUACCGAAAACCUGUGUCUCCUGGACAUAUCACUUCCAUAGCUGAUUGGCUGGUUUCUAUUGGCCUCCCAAUGUACUCAGGUCCCCUCAUGGCAGCAGGAGUUAAUGACUUAAGCAAAGUGCCUUCUCUGUCACAAACUUGCCUUCAGGAAGCUGGCAUCAGAGAAGAGAGGCACAUCAGCAAACUUCUUGCAGCUGCAAGACUCUUCAAUUCCGAGAUAAUUUAACAUACUUUGGAAUGUAGUAUUUGCCUAUAGAAUAAUCUACAGUUCCUUCAGUAUCCAUUUCAUCUAUAAUUUCUACAGGAGACCAAGCAAAACAGGUUCCUGGGAAGGACUGAAUCAAUCUCUGUCUCUUUCUCCUCCCUAGUACAUAAAGGAGAAUAGAAACAGUUUGUCAACUGAGGGGGGGAUGGUACUUCCUAAUUCCACCUCUUUCUCCUCCAACUGAAUACAAAAGAGAUUAUUUUAGUUCUUAAAUCAUCUUUGGCCUGAUAGGAUUGUCUACGUCUGUUGCAAAAAAGGGAGCCUUCUAUGUACUCAGAAAUAUUUAAAAAGUACGCUAUCUAAGCCUUAGGCAUUAGAGAAAAAUGGUUGAGGGAAGGGAAUAGUGUUAGGCCUUUGGAUGUUUUGAGUCACCCGAUUGGUAAAAAGGUAAUUCACUGACCACCAAUCAUGGUUACAAUCCUAAAUCUACAUACAAAUAAGAACACCCCAGAGGAAAUGAGCAAAUACACUAUGGAUGCAUUAAUGAGGCUCUCCACUUACCCUUUUCAUUCUAGCAAUCAGUUGUAUAAAAAAUAAGCCUCAUCUUCCUUUUGAAUACGUUUGAGGUAGUUUUACAGGCUGCUGAACCUCUAGGUAGGCCAAAGUUAUGACCUGCAUUUAUAUUACAACUGAUCCAACCUUUCUGGCAGUGCAACAUACCAGACCAACGCAGAAAAUUCCUUGUCUGCUUAGAAUUAAAGUAAUUUUUAUAGCUGCCUUUUUAGCUCUCCACUUUUUAUUUGCCUUAAUAUAUGCUUCUGAGCAUUUCAUGCUGCAGCAACUAUGUUUCCCCAGAUCUUACUUUGUUGCCACUACUGUUGAAAAACUGACAAAUUUUUCCUCUAAAGCCGUUUCUGUAGAUUAUCUCAUGGUAAUAACUUUUGUAAAGCAGCUGCUUUUUUAAAAUCAAAGUUCAGUUCUCAGGCUAACAAUAUAUAUAUAUAUAUAUAAAAGCUCUGCUUUUAAUGUUUAUUGCAAUUUGAUGUAUUGUGUUAUACUUCAAAUGCUAUGCUACAGCUUUGACUUGGUAUCCUGACCAUAUCAGUGGUAAAUGCUGGUUUUUUUAAAAGGAUCAAGGAAAGGUUAUGCAGGGGAAGUCAACUGAACUAAAUAAGCAAAGUAUGUCUCAUGCACAGCACUAGAAUAAUAAUUAUAUUUCUUUUUUUGGAAAAUAGUUUACAUUGUAUUCUUGCAAACAUCAAACACCCUCCCUGUUGUAGAUGUUGAAGGAUGCAGUCCCAGUUGGGAGUAAGCUCCAUGGACCACCAUAGUAGUUAUUUCUGAGUUAACAUGCAUAGUAUUGUACUGGAAAUGACUUGGUUAGACUAAAAAUCACAAUUCUGAACAGCUUGAACAGUCAGUUCUCUCUCCAUACUACUACAUUUUUGUUUUCUAAAAUGAUUAAAAAGUAUAAAAUUUCCUACCUGCUUUUGUGAAUAUAAAGUUUAUUUUUGUACAUGAAGACCAGGCAUUUUGUAUACCAAAUAAGCUCAUUUUGAGUCAUAGUGUAUAGAUUAUUCUGUAGUACCCAUAAACAACUAGUUUCCUUUUCAUUUUACAAGAAUAAAGCCUUUUCAGGAUGGACAAGCAAGUGGAAUAUGUAACAAACUCAGGCCACUGGAAACUCAAGGAUCUACUUCUAACUAGCUCUACAGCAACAUCAAGCUAUUCAUUACAACUUUUUGUGCUUCCCUUAUUCUGCCUAUAAAGUGAAAAUGGUUUAUGUAGCUUCUUAAAAUGCAUUGAAUGCAAACAGAACAUUAUACAAUAAAUGCGAAAGGCAGUGAUGUUGCAUACCACCAAACUGCUUUGGACCCUAUUUAAAAUAUCUUUAAGCAUCAGAUUUUUAACAUACAUUAUCUAAAAUUGUUGUGACCAAAGCUGUUCUGAUUUUCCUUCCUUUUGGAAGCAUGAAGAAGUAAGUUCUAACAGGAUGGCAAUGGAGAAUGUGAGACAUAAUUGAAUGUGUUUUUUUAAAGAAAGCUAACCUCAUAAAAAUUAACAGUUGCUUCCAACUGUAAAUUUUAAUCCUAAACACACACUGCAAUCCUAAACAGGGGUAUUCUAGUCUAAACCCAUUGAAAUUAGUGGGAUUAGACUGGAGUAGCUCUGUUAAGGAUAGCACUGUGAGUUGGAAGUGCAUUCUUUUACAGUCAGAGGAAUGAAAUUCAAAGAUACAUGCCACAGAAGUUCCAUUUCUGGUCCCAAUGACAUUGCACAGAAGUCUUAAAGAAAUGAUCGGGGCUCUUUUGAGCAUCAUCCAUCUGAAGCUAAGUAUUUUGAAGUCCUUUUAACCUGAAUGGGAAUUCUGUGCACAGAAUUACAACAUCACAGUGCUUAACUUUGGCUGGAUAAUGUCCAGUAUUGUUUAGGUUCAGGAUGCUAGGAUUUAAUCAUAUAUUCACACUUCCUUCUAAUAUAUCCAGAAAUAUGGGUAAGCGCCUGAUCAUUGUUGUGGCGGGACAAGUCAGAUUGUUGUUGUAUGAACAGGACUUGCAGCUUUUUUUUUAUGUCUUCCUCACCAUAAUAGCCUCCAAAUUAAUCCUUUAGUGAAUGGAACUAGAAACAGCUGUUUGUAGCUGAGGCGGUAAUUUUAAAAAAAAUUGAUGCCCUUACAGUGUUAUUUACCUUUUGUUCAUUUAAUUGUUUGACAUACUGCUUCUUUUAAAAAUGAACACUUUUACACUGCAAUUCUACACCUUUCUAAUCCCACUGAUUUCAAUGGAUUUAGAACAUGUAACUCUCCUUUAUUAGAGAUUCAGAGGAUGCCGGAGAUCAAAAACAGGUAAAAAUAAGAAGGCAAUAGAAAGAUCUGUUAAGACUGUAGAAGCAGACUCUGGUUUGAGUUUGAGGAAUUACAUCAAAGAAAAUGCCUCUACUCUCUCCACUCAAGGAACGUGCCAUAUAUAUCAUAAUAUCAAUAAAAGAGAUUGUUUCACUAAUCCCAAAUAACAAAUGAAGACUUGCAGGAAGAAAGGCAAUUGGAAAGAAUCCUUAACCUGAGUGCCAAAGGGUGCGAUCCAAUGUAUACUUACUUAGGUGUAAGCCCCACUAGCAAACAUGCAUCGUAUUGUAUUGAAAUUUUUGUAAUCUGUGUGCCCAGUUAUGUAGGUAUACAGGAAACCAAUACUGUUUUGUUUUUAUACACUGUGCAUACAUUUUAUAAGUUGUUCAGUCUUUCAAGUUUCACUUUUGCAUAUAUAUUGUUUGAUUGGUUUAUUGUUAACAUAGCAAUCAGCCAUUUCAGUAGCCUCUCUCUCUCUCUCUCUCUCUCUCUCUCUCUCUCUCUCUCUCUCUCUCUCUCUAUAUAUAUAUAUAUAUAUAUAUAUAUAUAUAUAUA